Molecule: messenger RNA, 6252 nt
Organism: Chrysemys picta bellii (western painted turtle)
Lineage: Eukaryota; Metazoa; Chordata; Testudines; Emydidae
Gene: NLRX1
Product: NLR family member X1
Biological process (GO): negative regulation of canonical NF-kappaB signal transduction
Cellular component (GO): mitochondrion
Molecular function (GO): protein binding
Source: RefSeq, a predicted model, not a curated record
CCGGCCUGGUCCCUGUUCCCUCUAGUCCCAGCACAGAGCGGCUCAGAAGCCAGAGCCCUGAUUUCCUGCAUCUCCGGCUUUCCCUGGCGGGCUGGGUUCUGAGCAAGGGGCUGGUUUUGAACGGAAGCGACUGCUGUGUUUCUGCUCUGGGGGCGGGGACCGUGCAAGACAGGAUGAGCAGGAAGCUGGCUCGUCUCUCCUAGGCGAUGGCAAUGGGGUCUGUGGGGUUCAUGGCAGCAGUGACCUCUGUGCUGAUCCUCGAGGGGCUGCCCUGAGCAGAGGCUGCCGGAGAAAGUCCCCAAGCUGGUGGCUCUGGGACACUGUGACCCAGUUUGGGUUUCACCCCAAACGUGCCCCUCCCAGAGCAGCAUCCCUGCCCAGCUAUUGAUAGACGUAGAACAGCCGGGACCCCAGGCAGUGGGCUUCACAGCACCCUGCCUUUAAAUUCAAUGGAUCCAUUGAGCUACAGGUACAUAGGGGACAGCAAAAUGUGCCCGUGAAGUGGGGUGGGCAUGGAGCACUGGACUUGGAGUCUGGACUCCUGGGUUCUAGUCCCAGCUUAAGUGUCUAGUGGUUACCACAAGGGACGCGAAAGCCAGACCUUCUGGGUUCUAUUUCAGCUCUGUUAUGGGCCUGCUCUGUGCCUCAGUUUCCCCGGCAAUAAAAUGGGGAUAAUCAAUGAGACAGACUCUCCUUCAGAAAGGGCUCUAGGAUGGAUACAUGAAAAGCAUCCGGAAGGGCUAGGCGCGUCGUUACAGCUCUGGCCAUGCUCGAGGGGUUGGCGCCGGAGACCACGGAGCCCAGGGAGGUUCCAUAAGCUUCCCUGGAACCAGCGUUUUCCUGUUGUUUGGUUUGGAAAUUAUCAGGGUGCCGGAAACACAAACCAGAUGAGAUGUGAGUGUGAGGCUGAGUCACCGCCCCAGCAGUUUGCUUUGUAGGGAUUCCGGCCCAGGUAAUGACAGGUUGGGGAGGGAAAGACACCCUGCUAGCAUGUCGCCUGUUAACCCUUCAGUCUCCUCCCUACAUCUACCAGUGAUCUAAUGUCCCCAGCCACAACCACAGCACCACCGCCAAACCCAGAUGCAACAACUGACUCCUUUUCUCACACUGGGCAGGAGUCUCUAAGUCUCGCAGCGCAGCUUGAUAAGGACAGGGGCUGGCACCCCUCUCCCAGCACUGACAAGCUUCAGAGGAGGCAAUGCUCACCACCUGCUGCCCUGGAGACAGUCAGACAUGGCCUGGAGCAGACAUUGGUGCUAGUCAGUUGAGAGAGGAUGAACCAGGUGUUCCCUGGACACAAAUGUUCUUCUGUUCCGGGGGCUCACACAGAUCGUGGAUUCAGCAAUUGGCAGCAGCUGUCUGGGCUGGAAACAGGCUUGUUCCGCUUUAAAUGUGACUCUUGCUCCAGUUACCCUUGCCUUAGAGACGCUAACCUCCCCGCUGCAUUCAACAGGUGUGCAGAGCAAGAGACCCCACGCCUCCUCGGGGGGGAUCCAUUCAGCCCUGACAAACGUGGAUGGCAGCGGCACCCCCUCUGCCGACUGUUUUUGGCCCAGACUCUCCAAGGCAGCCCCUGGCAGGGCGCUCCCGAGCGCUGCUCUCCACAAGGCCUGACAGCAGCAGGCCAGCUUUCAGCUUGACAGCUGGAGUCUCUCGCCCCUGCUGCUUUAAGGGGAGGAGGCUACGGGUUUGCCCUGAAUGUGUGUCUCAUUCCUCCAGCAGAGCAGACAGCACAGGCUGCCAGGCCCAGGAUAGAGGGCUCUGUGCCGGCUGUCAAGGGCUCUGUGCCGGCUGCCACUGCUGCACUGGAGAGAGACAUGAAUGCAAGCAGGAGACAGUCUCCUCCCCAUGCCAACGUGGGGAGGGCAUCCGGCAGUGGGGCCCCUGGGAUCCGUCUGGUAGAGAAGGAGUCAUCGGCCUGUCCUUCCUCUGACUGCCACUGACAGGCCAAGGGGAAAAGCCUGUAACCACUCAGCUGAAGCAGGCCCCCUGCCAUGCAGUGCCCGCGAUGUCUGCCCCAGGCUGGGACCAGCUGGAGCAGGACCCAGGGACCCAAGCUGGGAGGCCGAGAGAUUAUGCGCAUGCUGCUGUCCCCCAGCUCUGCACCAGGUGCCAGGAGCAGCUUCAUCCUUGGGAGGAUGCUUCACCCAGCGGGCAGGCUGUGCUCCAAAACGUCCCCUCUCAGGAGCUUUACUCGCUACCAAGGAGGAUUCCGGGAGACUGUGUCUCAGCCGAGCUCCACCCGGCCUGGCCAGAUGGCCCUGAGGAACGUGGCCUCUUCUGAUGCCAUCCAGAAGCACCGGAAGAGCCUGUCUGACUGGUUCAGCCACCAGCCCAAUGAGGAGAGGCAGUUCGGCCCGUCCUUCUCACUGGACACCAUCCACGUGGACCCGGUCAUCAGGGAGAGCUCCCUGGAGGAGAUCUUGAAGCCCUCACCUGACCUGACCAUCCUGAACCAGCUCCAGUCCCCUUGCAGCCGGACCAUCGGCCUCCAGAACCUGUUCGACGCGGACGCCUGCGGGCAGCAGGUGAAGAACGUGGUGCUGUACGGCACGGUGGGAACAGGGAAGAGCACCCUCAUCAAAAAGAUGGUGGUGGACUGGUGCCACGGGUGCCUGCCCCGCUUCGAGUUGGUCAUCCCCUUCUCCUGCGAGGACCUGUCCCAGAGCAACGUGCCCGUCUCACUACGGCGCCUCAUCACCAAAAAGUACCUGCAUCUCAAGGAGGUGGUGCCACUUCUGGGCUCCGCCAACCUCAAGGUGCUCGUCAUCCUCAACGGCAUGGAGCGGCUCAACUUGGACUUUCGGCUGUCUGGCACCGAGCUGUGCUGCGACCCCAAUGAGGCCGUGCCUCCCUCCGCCAUUGUGGUCAACCUGCUGAGGAAGUACCUGCUGCCGGAGGCCAGCAUCAUCGUCACCACGCGCCCGUCCGCCGUGCGCCGGAUCCCCAGCAAGUACGUGGGCCGCUACGCCGAGAUCUGCGGCUUCUCCAACACCAAUCUCCAGAAGCAGUACUUCCAGAUGCGCCUGAGCCAGCCAGGCUGCGACGGCAGCGGGAGCAGCAGCAACUCGGACGAGCGGGACAACCUGGUGGAGAUGCUCUCGAGGAAUCUGGAGCGCCACGACCAGAUUGCGGCUGCUUGCUUCCUGCCCUCUUACUGCUGGCUGGUCUGCACCACCCUGCACUUCCUCUACUUCACCAAGUCGGUGCCUCCCAGCCAGACCCUGACGGGCAUCUACACCAGUUUCCUGCGGCUCAACUUCAGCGGGGAGAUCCUGGACAGCACCGACUCCACCAAUGUCUCCAUGAUGAAAUAUGUGGCCAAGACGGUGGGCAAGCUGGCCCACGAAGGGGUGAUGUCCCGCCGGACCUGCUUCUCGGAUGAAGACCUGCAGAAGUGCUUCGAGGUGGAGAUGAAGACGGAGGGUGAGCUUAACCUCCUCAACGUCUUCCGCACUGACGUCUUCCGCUUCUUCCUCACGCCCUGCGUCCAGCCGGGCAAGGAGCACACCUUUGUCUUCACCAUCCCCGCCAUGCAGGAGUACCUGGCAGCCCUCUAUGUGGUGCUGGGCGAGAAGAAGACCCUGGCGCAGCGGGUGGGGAAGGAGGUGUCCGAGGUCAUCGGCAAGAUAAGCGAGGAUGUGACUCUGGUGCUGAGCAUCGUCUCCAAGGUCCUGCCCCUGCGCAUCCUGCCGCUGCUCUUCGGCCUACUCAAGAUGUUCCCCCGCUUUUUCAACCGGCUCAGUGGCAAGGACCGCGACACCAUCGCCCACACCAUGGCGGUGGAGAUGUUCAAGGAGGAGGACUACUUCAACGACGAUGUGCUAGACCAGAUCAACUCCAGCAUCUUGGGGGUGGAGGGCCCCCUGCACCAUCCUGACGAGGCCCCGGAUGACGAAGUCUUUGAGCUCUUCCCCAUCUUCAUGGGUGGGCUCCUGUCACGCCGCAACCGGGCCCUCCUGGAGCAGCUUGGCUGCUCCAUCAAGAACCUAGCAGCCUUUGAGAUUGCCAACGCUAUGAAGAAGACUAUGAUCAGGAACAGCCGCAAGUGGCUGCCCCCAUCCGAGCUGAUGGACUACCUCAUCUUCCUGCAUGAAUUCCAGAAUGAGCGCUUCACGGCGGAGGCCAUCCGCUCCCUCAGGGCGAUCAACCUCUCCUCCAUCAAGAUGACCCCACUCAAGUGCUCCAUCCUGGCAUCUGUCAUGGGCACCACCAGCCAUGAGGUAGAGGAGCUUAACCUGAGCUCAUGCCAUCUUGAUGUCAGCAGCCUAAGGACUCUUUUCCCUGUCCUGCUACGGUGCCAGAAGCUCCAUUUGCAGCUCAACAGCUUGGGCCCUGAAGCCUGCAGGGAGAUCCGGGACCUGCUGCUGCACGACAAGUGUGUGGUGAGCACCCUGCGGCUCUCAGACAACCCCGUGACUGAGCAGGGGGCCAAGUAUUUGGCUGAGGCCAUCGCAGGUAACCGCUCCCUGACACACCUGUCCCUGCUGCACACCUCCUUGGGGAACCAGGGCGUGGAAGUGAUCGCUCAGCACCUGGCCCAGAACCAGCACCUGAAGGAGCUCGACGUGGGCUACAAUUCGGUGACGGACGAGGCAGCCCUGGGGCUGGUUGAGGUGGCUAAGAGGCAUGCAACACUGAAGGAAGUGCACCUGUAUUUCAACGACAUCAGUGAGGAGGGCAAGCGAGCCCUGCACGCACUGCGCAGGGACCGCGACGGCGUCCAGGUGCUGGUGUUCCUCACGGUGGGCACCGACGUCUCCGACUACUGGGCCUUCAUCCUGAGCGUGGUGCAGAAGAACCUGCCCAACUGGGACCGCGAGCGGGUCCAGCAACACCUCAGCCUGCUGCUGCAGGACCUGGAGUGCAGCCGCCGGCAGACCGGCAACCCCUGGAAGAAGGCCAAGUUCCUGCGGGUGGAGAACGAGGUCAAGAAGAUGCUGGUUAAAAUCCAGCAGGGAACCCUCUAACGUGCCCCCCCACAUCUUCUCCCAUGGGCCUGCACCAGCAGGAUGGGAGGAUGCAAUGGACAUAAGGGCUUAACUGGGUUCCAGGGAGUCACUCUGUUAACCAUUUCCACCACCACCACCACCCCAAGAGCAGGGUUCACGUGGGUGGCUGGGGAGUCUCUGCUAGGAGCAGAGAGUUACUUGCGGCACCACAGAGUAUGUGGGCCCGGGCAGGAGAAGCCCCAGUGCCAGGACAGCAGGAGGCACUGUUUUAGGCAUGGAGCGAGGUGUGUUGGCAAUGCUGGGCAGUAGAAAAGGAGGAGGUGGGGUGUGGUCAGAGCAGCUGGUCGGGGUGUGGGGAACCUUGCACAGCACUGCUCCUGGCUUUAGAUGGCACCGUCGCUCCCUCACUUGGAUCCCAUCUGUGCAGCCCCAGCCACAAGUACCUCAGGGAUACGCCCAGUGCUAGGGUUCACUGGGUUAUUUCCCAAGCAGCUCCUGGCCCCUGGCCUCCCUUCCUGGAGUGCACUGAGGCCAUGAACCCUGCACUCUCACGUGCUGUCUCUGAGCCAUGCCCAAGUAGAACUGCAGUGAAAGCAUCGCCAAGAGCCUGGAGCUACCUGGGGAAGGAGCCACGGAGCAUUGCCCCUUGGGAGCUGCCCCGUGCCUCCGGCUGGGAACCCAUCUGCCAUUCCCAGGCAGCAAGCGGCCAUUGCCAAGGCUGGUGAGACCCCGGCUCUGCUCCCAGGGAGCCACUUUUGUUCCAAGGGAGGGGGGACGGCAGCCUGAACUCCACGAGGGCUGAAAAUAGUUCGGCCAUUGGUCAUGCCAAGCACAGGACAGGUUUGCAUGGUAGCAAUGGAGGCAAGACUCUUAAGGGCACCAGAGGGGGCUGAGAGCCAGUGAUCAACCAAGGGCCUGAAUCUCCUGGACCUUGUGGAGUCAUUUCUUCUAGGGCCCAGUGGCUGCCGACCGCUCCCAUUCUGAUCUGGGAGCAUUUGAGACCCACCGUGCGCUGGUGUGAAUGACAGCGCCGGGGAAUUGGGCCCUGGGAGUCCAUCCUGCGGGGGCGGGUUGGGUGGACUGGGGCAGCGUGAGGCCCAAUGUUGGGGGGAGCGGGCUGAAGGGUGGAGCAGCUCUGGAGGUUGUUCCCAGUAUUGGACGCUGUUGUGCAGUUCUAUGUAUCAUUGAAACUAAAACACUUUUGUUUCCACGAAUGUGAGAUGUUACCAAACUGGUCUGUUCUUCUGCAGCCAGAGCCUUCCCAAACCCAUGCUAUGUCUCUCCUGCCAUCUGCCUGGGG